GAGAUCUGGCUCGAGGUCCGCCUCUCGCUACAAGGGUUUCCGCUUUCUUCCCGCCUACUUCCGGUCCCUGUGGCGUUUUGGUUGUUUGGGCGCGAAUUCCUCUUAGUGCGGUUUUCAGACACAUUCAAGAAGAAUCUGUCGAGUUUUUUUAAAGCAUCAUAAUUGGACUGUUUAGAUCAAGAUGUCUGGUAAAGGAAAUGCUUCCAAGAAAAAGUCUGAACAAUUAAAAAAAAAUUCAAGAAGAAAACUUGAUGAUGAAGAAGUGGAGUUGUCAGAGAAAGAGGUUAGAAGCAUGAUAAAAAGAAGUAAAAAUCAUCCAAAGCACAUGUCUUCUGCGGGACAAACAGAUCAUAUUAAUCUAAAGCAGAUAAAGAUAGCAUCCAACAAGAGAAAAACCUGGCAACCUCUUUCAAAGAAUGUGAGGGAGCAUUUGCAAACUAUGAUGGAAGUAGUAAUAAUAGCAAUUUUGAGUAAUAAAAUUAAAGAAAAAGAGCAAAUUCAGUAUCAUCUCAACUGCCUGAAGAAAAGGUUGCUACAACUGUGUGAAACCCUGAAAGCCCCUCCCCAAAAGCUGAAAUAUUUAACUAAUGUGACAAGUCGACUGAAAAUGGAAAGAGCUCAAGACAGAGAUAAUGAAGAAGGUCUGGCAUUAUUGCAGGAAGAAAUAGAUAAAAUAGUACAGGCCACAGAGUCAGUGACUGGGAAUAUUCAGAGUCUAAAAAACAAAAUUGAAAUUCUGACACAUGAGAUAGAGGAAGAGGAGGAAAAGGCAAAAGAGAUGCUUCAGCUGGAUAGACAUAACAUACUUUCUCUCCCAGAGCUUUCUCGGCACAGUCUGAAAGCACCCACACUGCAGAAAGAAGUUUUGAUGCUAAUUCCAAACCAGGAUGUUCUUCUAAAAGACUUGGAUGUUCUUCAUAAUUCAUCCCAGAUGAAGAACCUGUCAGUGUUCAUCGAAGAAUCCUAUAAGAAACUAAAUGCCUCUUAGAGAAUUUUUUAAUAUUGUUUCCUAUUAAUUUAAUGUUUAUAAAUUUGUGAAACUGUUAACCUAUGAUGUUACAGAGCCUGAAGCUUCUGCAGGAUUUAUUAUCCUCUAAUACGCACUUUAAAAUUGGCCUGUAUAGGCCUAUCAUUAGCAUCUAAUGUGGUCCUGAAAGUUUUAGCAGUUACAAAAUCUAGAAAAUCAAUAUUUAUAUUGCUGUACUGCAGUUAUUUGCCUAAAACAUAAGACAGGAAUAGCUAUGCUCCGAUAGUUCGUGACAGCUAUUGAGAGCUCACCUGUGUUGGCACAGCGGAGUCGUGACACUGUGACAUUGUGUGUGUGAUGUGCCCAUGUGCAGUGUUUACAGCAUAAACACGAGAGUGUUUGCUGCCCCUCAUUCUGUAGCUGAGAGCUUGCAUUUUCUGUCUGCUUUCACAGAGCUUGAGAAAUCCCCAAGUGCCCCUACCCUUACCUAACUCCCUAAUCUUGUUCGAUAGUUAAAGUUUUCCAGGUUCCUUCAACUUUGAAGUUGGCAUUAAGUUUUUAUUUCGUUUGUUUUAAAUAUUUAUUUUCUACUGUCAUCAAAGCAUACUUUUAAGAAAAUUACUGAAAAGGAAUCUAAGCACAUUUAUUCCCUUAAAACCAACCAAAAAAAAAAAACUGUUUUGAGAAGACCCUGUGCAUGAGAACCAGCCACCAAAGGUAGAAGGUACUGAGAGACCAAAGAAAGCAGACAGCCGGGCAUGCUGGUGUAUGCCUGUAAUCCUAGCACUUGGGAGGCUGAGGCAGGAGGAUCUCUGCAAGUUCAAGGACAGCCUGGGCUACCUAGUGAGUUCAAGCCCAGCCUGAACUACAAAACGAGACCCUGUCUCAAAACAAAACCAAAAAAGCCAACAAAUUUGGGAUUACCAAAAUGUGUCUCUUAGGCAGCAGCAAGAUAGGCAGAUUCUUGUACCCCAGAGUUCAGCAGCAGAAAGAAGGGGAUUAUAUGCUAAGCCAACAAAGUGGCCCAUAGCCAAUUAGAAUGUAUGAUGAUAAGCUUUUAUAUAUACACACAUUAUUACUUAAAUAUAUCAAAACUCAUUUGUAAUUUAAAAAAUCAUUUAUAAGAUAUUUGUAAAAUAAAAUAGUUGCAAUUUA
This is a messenger RNA of Heterocephalus glaber (naked mole-rat), 2122 nucleotides long. RefSeq names its product centromere protein Q (gene Cenpq). Gene Ontology annotation, cellular component: nucleus. The record is from RefSeq and is a predicted model, not a curated record. NCBI's taxonomy places the organism in Eukaryota, Metazoa, Chordata, Mammalia, Rodentia, Bathyergidae.